CACUCGGGAAGGCACAGCUAGGCGCUAGCGAGCGGCGGAGGACCUCUCUGAAACCGUUUGUUGUGAAUAGACCAAAAUAUUUUUGAUUCAGGGCAGCUUACCUUACUCGUCUUCUACAGAUAUCGUCUUCGUCGAAUCAAAUCGCAAGGUGCAUCGAUCAGUACCUUGUAGAAGGAGACCAUGGACCCAUCAGAGCAUAUGAAGUGGGAUAACGAAGAUACACCGUUAAUUAAAACAAUGAAAGGGGCAACUAUGGGUUUGGCUGCGGGAACUAUUUGGGGGACUGUUCUUGCUACCUGGUAUGAUGUGCCUCGUGUUGAGAGAAAGGUUGCACUUCCUGGUCUGAUAAGGACUUUAAAGAUGAUGGGAAAUUGUGGGGUGAGAUUUGCUGCCAUUGGAGGAAUUUACAUCGGUGUUGAGCAGCUGUUGGAGAAUUACAGGGUGAAGAAAGACAUGAUUAAUGGAGCUGUAGGUGGUUUUGUUGCUGGUGCUGUUGUUCACGGUUCUAAAGCGAGGAGCAUCACGACAGGUAUUUGUGCUGGAGCAUCUUUUGCAGUGGUUUCUGCAAUUAUUGAUUUAGGGGGUCAAAAGGUAUUCCAGGAUGAUGGUAGCAGGGAAUUAUACCCUUACAACACCAAGAAAAGAUCCAUCGCAGAUUCAUAAGUUGUUGCUGCUGUGAUGAAGGAAGAGAAGACACCGGCCACCGGAGUUUCAUAACCGUUUCCCAAACUUUCUGUAUGUUUUUUGUAUUGAGAUAUCUUCGUACUCUUAGUAUUGUUUUUCUUUCUCGCCUCAAAAUUCCUAGAGCCUUGAUGGAUUUGAAUAAAAUUUGCUUUCUCAUUCUGUGAAAGUUCUGUUGGAGGUUAUGUCUCAGAGACUCUUUUUGAGAUGAAUGCAGCUUCUAUUGUGUU
Messenger RNA from Tripterygium wilfordii, 911 nucleotides. RefSeq names its product outer envelope pore protein 16-3, chloroplastic/mitochondrial. The transcript is spliced from 3 exons. The record is from RefSeq and is a predicted model, not a curated record. NCBI's taxonomy places the organism in Eukaryota, Viridiplantae, Streptophyta, Magnoliopsida, Celastrales, Celastraceae. Gene Ontology annotation, molecular function: transmembrane protein transporter activity. The coding region runs from base 181 to 663 and encodes 160 amino acids. Gene Ontology annotation, biological process: protein insertion into mitochondrial inner membrane. Gene Ontology annotation, cellular component: TIM22 mitochondrial import inner membrane insertion complex.